AGCCAGUUUUCCUCCAAUCUUUGCCGCGUGCGGUUCGUUGUUCAGUUGGUCGGUGUUGUGCCUUCCCGUCGUAGUCGUCGUUUUCGGUUCGUUCUAUUCUUCUCUCUUUCGCACACUCUGUCCCACUCGGGCAGUGCGUUUCACUCUUUCGGACGGGUUUUCCACCUUGGGGUGGGCCGCGGUGGGGUAGAACGGUCGGUGAUGUCGUCACGGUGUGGAAUCUUCUACUCCUACGCGUUCGUCUAGGCUGCUGCCGUUCGGGAUCUAUUUUUCCCUCAACAUCGCAGUAUCUCGGUUAGAAUCUCAAAAUAAAUGCACCCAAGUUAUCGAAUUGUGAUUUGAGACGAACCGGUUGUUCCGGGCUGUUGGCCAACUUUCAACGGGGAAAUAUUUUUGAUUGUUCCGGUGGAAUUUAGUGUGAUAAUCCAGUAACAGUAAGAAGAAAGAAGCAAUUGUAUGAAAAAUAUUGCCUCAGGCAGAAAAAUAAAAAAGUUUGAUGAAAAGCAAGUGUUAAUGAGUGCAUUGGAGGGUGAGUUUCUACACGAACGAGAUGUGCGGAAUCUGUCGAGAUGAAGAAAAUGUGGUGUUCGAUUAAUAUUUAACGGCACAAACAGAACAAGAAAAAAUCUGCUCUUACCGUCGAAUGCUGCGCUGUGGGCCGAGUGGAUGUAUCCAGCGAUAAAAUCAAGAAUAUUCUGAUAUAUAGAAAUGAAACGCAUGACUGGAAUAGUUGAACAAACAACUUGUAUCGCAACUGUUCUGUAGGAAAAUUUAUAGCAGUUAUCAAAGGCUUUUAACGACUUGGUUGAUCUUCCCAUCUCCAAUGCAACAUGGCACUAGUUAUGUUACCAUGCGACCUUCCAUGGUGGUCCAAUGUCCAGAAGAAGCUCGCCCAGAUUGAGGAAAACCCGACCCUGGAGGUUCUUCUCGAAGUGAUGCAAAAGCUACAUGAGCUCUGCAAUGUCAGUCUGGACCCGGACGACGAUGGAAAGGAUCAGGGGGUGUUCGAUGGAUUGCGGCACUUCAUCGAGCAAACAUUGUCCGAGGAGGAGCGUGCCCGCUUCCUAAACCGCACUGUCAAACAUAUCGCCCUGCAUGCACGGAAUCUAAAGUUGCAUCGUCCACCACGGGGGCUGAGUUUCAGUCUGCAGCAGCAAUCCGAUAGCUACGAACUUAGCUAUCGUCUGGUGGCGGCCCUCAUUGCCAAUGCCUUCUUCUCCACAUUUCCAAAACGCACUGAGAAAACUCAUCCCACGCUACAAGACUUCAAUUUUACGUAUUUCUUUAGAGGAUUAGUAGAAAGUAAUGUACAAAAGGCCAAAUUUAGAAGUUUCCUUAAUUAUUUCGAUUGGUUAGAAGCCAAUCCAGAAGUGCUCCAGGGAACACUCAAAGUUAGCAGGAAAGUUAUGACCGGAAAGCAGUGGUUAACCAUCGAAGAUUGGCUGGAAUGUGGUCUUCCAUUGUGCGACGUAGAAAUCAAGCACGAAGGCAGGCUGGACAAGGCCAGCUCGGAUACAAUGCAGACAGUUUUCGCCAACGCUCGAUUAGGUGGCGAUGUCCUAGCGUCUGGCGACUCUCAGGAAUCUCUACAGUUCUUUACGUUCCCAGAGAUUUUGGCUGUGUUAUUGUACGUGGAAGCUCUGGAAGACAACGAGUCCUUGCAAGUGGAGAAUGCUCAUCAUAUAGCACGGAUAGUUGAUCCUCAGGGUAAAGCUUUAUUCGAACCGAUUGAACAACCGAAAAAGACCUCAUUGUGCUGCAUUGAUGCCGAAAACUAUCGAGCAAUACCAUCGCAUCAGUUCGAAGAGGAUGACAUUCUUCGUGAGUUGAAUAAGUGCCUUCUAGCGUUUAGACAGAAUACAACUUGUCCGGUGGUUGAGCAGAGGUCGGGCGAAAAGCAACGCCCGAAUCGACUCGAGCAACUGGACAACGUGUCCAGCAAAGGUAGAUUAUCGCCGAUUGGAGAGCGCGAUCGGGAAGGUUCAACACCCGGAUCGCCAGAUUUUUGCACGACGGUCUUCAUAAAACAGCCUACACCGAACUCAAAACGUUCCAGUAGUGAUUCGAAUAAGCUGGAGAAAGACAUUAACAAGCGACGGUCGUGGUUAACGCCUGAUCGAAACAUUGGAGGCGUGUCAUCGGUGGCGAGUACCGCUGGUUCUACAAGUGGUGUACUGACGGGGGGUCCUCGUGGAAGGUUUAUAAUUCUGGGUUCUUCCGGGGAAUGUCUCCCAGUAAAUCGGCAUCCUUUGCAGAUUCCGAUGUUAAAAGAUUCGUUUUCAUUCUCCAGCUGUGAAUCGAGUAACGACGAGUUCCAUAGCGCACGUGAUAGCUUCGACGAGGACGAUGAAGAUGGGUUGCGGGCGAGGAAAUACUCCACCGAAUUGGAUACCCCGGAGAGGAGGUUCACAUUUGCUCAACGGUUGAGAGAGGCUUUAAAGGAUAGUAAUUUGCCCUCCGGGAGUACUGAAGAGGAUAGUAGCUAUGCUGUAGGGAUUAGUGUUAGUGGAUCGCAAACGAAAGAUCAGGAUAUUAGAGUUAAGAGGGGUGGUUCGUGUGGAUUCGUGCUGGAUGGAUCGAUGGGAAGUACGUCUGAGGAACGAGAGUGGUUCGAUCGAUGUAAGAAGAGAUACAACGGAAUUUUGGAGAGAAACGAAACAAACGAGUCUUCCAGGUACAGUUUUGAUUCGGAUCUUGGAUCGGAACUGGAGGAGGUGUACGAAAAAUUUGCCAAGUGGCUAGAGGAGCCAAUAAGUAGUGAGAAACCGAAGAAGUUGGAUGCCCGAGACGAAGCCGUCCUUAGAUUUGCCAAUUCACUACUGAAGCGAACACUCAGUGAGAGUUUUGUGGGAAUUCCGUUUACCGAGGACGGCCUGAGCGAGGAAAAGGGUACGGAAGCGACAGCGAUACGGAGCAACGGCACCCAAAAGGAGAAGGUAGUACUGAACGUGAGAUCGUUAUCCCUGGAGUUGGCCAAACACAAGCACAAACUUGCGGCACAAUUGCGCAACGAUUACCUAGCCUUGGAGCCGGCCAAACUCUUCAAGUGUCCCAAUAUCCAGCUGAACCAAACCGACCAGCGAAAGUUAUUGCAUCGAUUACGCUCCAGCAGCUCGAUCUGCUCAACGACGUCCGGACCACGUCCAAUGGUUCCACCUCGGGCAAAGAAGAAAUACCGCAAGAGGCCCUUAGAGCGGCAGUCCUCUCUGAAGACCCGAUUGCAGAACUUCAAACCAAACUGGUCCGUUUCGUACUAUCAGGACGUGAAAUGCGAAGACGUCACCCUGAAGAUUUCGCAGCUAGCACAGAAACGUACGUUCAACGUCAAUCUACGGCCUGUGGCUACCGGAAACUGGGGCUGCGGAGAUUCCAAACGGGGCGAUAUCCAGCUCAAGAUGGUUAUUCAGUGGAUGGCGGCCAGUGUGGCAGGUUUGCCGUACUUGAUCUACUACACGGCGGGAAGCGAAAAAUUAUCAAAGCUGGACACCGUCUGCCGGGUGCUCAAGGAUCGCAAAUGGACCGUCGGAGAGCUCGCUUCAGCCACCCUGUCGCACGCCCGAGACAUCCUCGAGGAUCCCUUUUACUACAACAACGAUCGGAACUAUUGUUCCUACUUCGAUAAGCUGAUUGGCAUCGAUCGAACAACGGGACAGUAGCAUCGAAAUGCAGGCGCACUCGGCCACGUGGAAUGAAGGAAAUCUCAAUGCAAAAAGACACUCUCGUACAGAUAAUAAGGGCAGAACUAUGGGAGACAAAAAAAGAACGCUAUUUCAACACAAGAAGCAAUAUUUAUUGUUAGAAAUCCGAAAUGAUCUCGCCAAGAGAGUGAGAGUAAGAAAAAUAAUAAAAAAGAAGAAUUAAGGUCAAACGAAAAUUGAAAGCCAUUUAUACACAAAACCAUCUGAUGAAGAAGUCUUCCUUCGACGACUUAUAAUAGUGAACAAACGUACAUAUAACUCCGUUUUUUUAUACAUAUAGCAAAACAUGACAUGCGAGAAACAGGAGACAAGAAGGUCAAGUGUAGUGAUUAACUUUUGAUAGAUAGGCAUUACCGAAUAAAGACUUAUGCGAAUUACGUUGCUGUAUUGUUUGAUCAUUGGUUUAACCCUGUGGAUAAAGCGUAAUCUGAAAUAAAUCGUUACUGACUCGUUUUCGUUUUAUAA
Messenger RNA from Armigeres subalbatus, 4163 nucleotides. RefSeq lists its product as uncharacterized. Bases 831 to 3656 code for a protein of 941 amino acids. The transcript is spliced from 8 exons. Gene Ontology annotation, cellular component: nucleus; cytoplasm. The record is from RefSeq and is a predicted model, not a curated record. Lineage: Eukaryota; Metazoa; Arthropoda; Insecta; Diptera; Culicidae. Gene Ontology annotation, biological process: ATP generation from poly-ADP-D-ribose; nucleotide-sugar metabolic process; regulation of DNA repair. Gene Ontology annotation, molecular function: poly(ADP-ribose) glycohydrolase activity.